UGCUAUCUAUGUCUUGUCAAAUACCAACAGCUAUAUAUAUAUUAUAAUAAUAGUUUACGCGAACUGUAAUUUUGUAUUAGAAUCUGCACAAAAUGUGACAAUAUAAAUUUGUUAAACACAGACAGACGUAAGCUAUAAUAGUUAUAUUUUCACUAAUCCCUAGAACCAAAUUUAUAGAUAUGUCUUGGAAAACUUAAUCAGCCCAUUGUCUGAAAACACGCGAAACAAAGAAGCCGGCACACAACCGGUAAGAUGGAUGAGGACGAAGAGUAUAAUGAAACUGCCUGGACCUACAUAACAUUAUGUGGGGAACCUACCCUCUACGAAGGACUCCGAUUCGCAAAGGAUUUAAUAAUUGCUAAUGUUUUACUUCGCCUUGUUAUUCAGUUUGUGCCGUUGCCUCAUAAUGUGCGUCACAGUUUAUGUUUAGUUAUUGGAAGUUUUCUUUUAUAUCAUAACAUUGGACCUCCAUUCAUAUGGACUGUGGGUCUCACAACUACUGCCUACAUACUCAUUAUAUUAAUAUCAUUUGUAACUAAAAAAUGGAGAGGAUUAUUAAUGUCUGUAUCUGUAAUAGCAUUUCUGUUAUUAUGUGAAUUGUAUGUGCUUAAUCCUAAAAUGUGGCAGCAAAUAAGAGGUAUCCAGAUGAUUGCAGCUAUGAAGAUCAUAUCAGUAGCUUUUGAAUUGGACAGAGAUUUGUUUAAGAGGAUGCUUAAUCCUGUGGAAUUUGGAGGGUAUAUCCUCUGCCCAGCAAAUUGUAUUCUAGGACCUUGGAUUUCAUUUCAUACUUACAAUCACUAUCUUGAAGUUAAAUUUCUGACCAAAAGGUGGAUAAAAUUAAUUGUGCUAAACUUAUCUGUAUCAAUGCUCUUCUUAUUUUUAUCAAACUGUAUUGUGCCAUGGUAUAUAGAUGAUGAGAUGCCAAAAUGGCUGGUAGCAUAUAGAGAUGCACAAGCAUUUAGAAUGUCACAUUACUUUGUGUCCAGUAUGUCCAUUGUAUCAAUGUUAAGUGCAGGAUUUGGACUUACAAAUGACUGCCAUUCAGAAGUACAUGUGACAAAGCCAUACUUCAUAGAACUACCAAGAUCUCUUGUACAAGUUGUUAUUUAUUGGAACAUUCCAAUGCAUCAAUGGUUAAAAAACUAUGUUUUUAAAACUUGCCAACCCUAUGGGCAAUUCUUUGCAAUAUUUGUUACAUAUGCUGUAUCAUCUUUGCUACAUGGGUUAAAUUUCCAAUUUUCAGCUGUUCUUCUCAGUAUAGGGACUUUUUCAUAUGUUGAGUACAAUUUACGCCAUAAAGUGGCUUUAGCUUUGGAGGUGUGCUGUCUAGCUAAUCCUUGUGGUAAACAAUGUGAUCAUAAAUAUAAGAAGAACACUAUGCUAGCAAUUGUCACAAACACUUUUUUUUCUAUAAUUACAGUAAUACAUCUUGCUUACUUAGGUGUUAUGUUUGAGGCAUCAUUUUCUGUUCAAGAAUCUGGAUACUCAUACUUUCACACUAUAAAUAAAUGGGAGAAUUUAAAUUAUUUUAGUCAUGGUUUUGCAGCUUUUUUGUAUGUUAUAUAUCUGAUGAUGUGAUGAGCAUAACUAAUUUAUAAGCACUUAGUCAAUUUUAUUCUAGUAUUUUCUGAAUCUCUUCUUGUGAUCUCUCUCAGUAUUAAUUUUAGAUUAUUAUUAAAGUAAGCUGUAAUAUAACUAUUGCAUUUCAUGAGCAUACAACAGUUUUUGGGUAUACAUAAUAUUGUAAAGUAGGAUAAGAAACAUUUUGUAAUAAUAUCAAAACUUAAUAUUGUAUUGUACAAGCUGCAAAAGGGUGUUUUGAUAUGGCAGAGCUUUUGUACAUUUAGCUGUAAGCAUAAUUGAGAACAGUGAUAAAACUAAUUACCUUUUAAAUAAUUGCACUUCAAAACUAAACAAUCUUAUAUUAUUAAAUUUCAUGUUUCCAUUUUGAGUAGAAAAAUAUUUAUCUGUUAGACAGAUAAAUCUUAAUACCUAAGUAGCCUUUUAAAAAUUGUGAUUAGUGAACUUAGAGAUGUUCUUUAACCUAAUAGGCACUGGUCCUGACCAACACCACCAGUAAUUUAGUACUUACUACUAUUAUUAAAAAUUACUCUUAGCCAUAGUUAUUGAUGUAGUUUGAUGACAAUAUUUUUUCGUCUUUUUAUGAUGUAAUACCUUGAGUCAUAUGUUUACACAAUUUUCCAUUAAAACUAACUAGAGAUUAGCAUGUUGAUUUAGUCCUAAGAAACAGUUUAAAAUUUUAAGAUAUUAGGGACUGAAAUAAA
Molecule: messenger RNA, 2285 nt
Organism: Trichoplusia ni (cabbage looper)
Lineage: Eukaryota; Metazoa; Arthropoda; Insecta; Lepidoptera; Noctuidae
Gene: por
Product: protein-serine O-palmitoleoyltransferase porcupine
Exons: 1
Coding region: 253-1578 (441 amino acids)
Biological process (GO): lipid modification; protein palmitoylation; canonical Wnt signaling pathway
Cellular component (GO): membrane; endoplasmic reticulum
Molecular function (GO): Wnt-protein binding; palmitoleoyltransferase activity
Source: RefSeq, a predicted model, not a curated record